Messenger RNA from Prunus avium (sweet cherry), 1149 nucleotides. RefSeq lists its product as uncharacterized. Lineage: Eukaryota; Viridiplantae; Streptophyta; Magnoliopsida; Rosales; Rosaceae. The record is from RefSeq and is a predicted model, not a curated record. Gene Ontology annotation, molecular function: S-adenosylmethionine-dependent methyltransferase activity.
UCUUUUCUUGGCCUUGGACUGGAGAAAACUGCAAAGCAUGCAGUUGAAAAUUAGGAAUUUAGGACUACUAGGAGAGAUAUUCACAGAUUCCACAUCUGUGUAUAAAACCCCACAAAAAUUCACUCUUGUAGAGAGAUAUAAGGCAAAAAAAUGGCAGGUUUAUUCGACAAGCAGGUAGAUGAUUAAUUGGUGGCAAGGCCAACUUAUCCCAAGGAAUGGUUUUCAAUGUUGGCAGCUCUUACCCCGCAACACUCUUUAGCUUGGGACGUGGGCACCGGCAAUGGCCAAGCUGCUUUCUCCCUUGGAGAGCAUUAUGAGCAAGUGAUAGGAACUGAUAUAAGUGAGUCCCAACUGAAGCAGGCACUUCAACAUCCUCAAGUUCGUUACAUUCACACUCCGGUCUCCAUGUCUGAUGACGAAUUGGUUGCGUUAUUAGGGGGUGAGAAUUCAGUUGAUUUGGUAACCGUGGCAGAGGCCGUGCACUGGUUUGACCUCCCAAAGUUCUACUCACUCGUGAAGCGAGUUCUGCGUAAACCAGGAGGCAUAAUCGCUGUUUGGGGCUACAAUGCUAGUGUGACAAGCCCUACGCUUGAUGGUGUAGUUAAGCGUUUUUAUGAAACAUCUAAACCCUUUUGGGACCGGAAGAGGCAGUACUUAUGGGAAGGUUAUAGGACACUUCCAUUUCCAUUUCAAAGUGUUGGUUUGGGUUCUGAGGGUGAGCCUCUGCCACUAGACAUACCAAAGGAAAUGUCAUUUGAAGGGGUCUUAAGGAUGUUAAGAUCCUCCUCCGCAGUCACUGCAGCUAAGGGUCAAGGUGUGGAUUUGUUAUCAAAAGAGGUUAUUGAAGAGCUUGAAACUGCUUGGGGUGGGGUUGAUUUGGUCAGAACUCUUACUUACAAGGCUUUUAUGCUUGCUGGAAAAGUUUGAGGGGUAAUCUUUUUCUAUUGGGGUACAUGUAUAAUAUAUGCUCAAUUUCAGACCAAAUAAUUCUCUGUUCAAAAAGAAUUAUACAGAUUAUUGUGGGGUUAUUACCAUUUUAUAGUUUUAUAAGGAUAGUUGUCCCUCUGUAACUGUUGUCGAUGCAUUGACAUCAUGUCAAGACACUCAAGUCUUGUAAGAAUAAAAGGUUGCAGAAAAUCCAAUAUUUUC